GAUAACUGAAAAUCUCGAAAGUAGUUACAUUUUAACUGUCAAAGUUCUAUAUAAAAAUGUAUUUUAAUAAUAUUUGACUGAUUUUCUUAACAUCUGAGAAUUUCUAUUAUUCCUUCCGGUCCUAUUUGCCUUGAGAAAUGACUCAAAAUGAAAGUGAGUCCCUCGCUGCACUGGAACAUUUGAUGGAGGAGUUCUUCAGUCACACAGUGAGCAACUCCAGGAAACAUGAGAUUGAAGUGCAACUCAACUCGUUCAGUUCCCAGCUGGACUCUUGGAAGUUAUGUGUGUACUUCGUUACACACACAUCUAGUCAGUAUGUCUCCAUGUAUGCAUUAACUACGAUUGAGUCUGUGAUAAAUAGGCAAUGGGUCAGUUUAGAAUGGGAGCAUCGAGUGCAACUGAAGAGUGCAUUGUACAACUACCUAAUAGAACAUGACACAACAGCCCCCAAUUUUAUAAGGAACAAGUUGGUUAAGCUUAUGGUGGAUAUAGCUAGAUUCGAUUGGCCACAUUUUUAUCCAGAAUUCUUUACUAAUAUUAUUCAACUAUUGCAAUCACAAAAUGGUCAGUUGUUGGGGCUGAUAAUGCUGAGGACCGCAAGUGAAGAACUGAUGUGCCCGAGGCCAGAUCUGAGCUCGUUUCGUAAAGAGGAAUUGACAAGACUGGUGCAACAACACAUUCCCCAAGUAUUCCAAAUAUUGACUUCCAUUUUAGACAGUUUAGGUAAUAAACGGCGUCAGAAUGCGGCAACGGCGACGCCUCCUCCGUCGCCCACGCAUCCCAGUUCAGCGCCAAACUUGGCCCAGCAAAUUUCUGCAGCUUCUUUCAGACCCGACAGCAAAGCCAUCACAAGGGAGGCCCUAUCCACCGUUCAGCACUUGUUCUCGUGGGCCAAUCUCAUUCAGAUUCCAGUACAAAUGAUCACGACCAUCUUCAACUUUACCAACGUUUCAAGCUACGCUCAGGAUGAUGACGAUAUGUGUGUACUAGCCAUGUCUACUUUGAACGAACUGCUAUACAGGAAAUGCGUACCUCCCGGAAGCCAAGAACUGUUUAUACAAUUGUAUCAUCACAUCGUUCAAUUGCUGAGGGACAUUUCCUGUCCGUCGACUGGUAAAUUGGACACUUUAGGACCAGAUUUCAUGGAAAAAUUAUCUGAAUUAUUAUCCUUGCUAAUUGAGCAACAUUUGUGGCGAUUAGAGAGCGAACCCGGAUUUUCAGCAGUCGAUUUCUUGGGAUUGCUAUUCCAACUAUCUAUGCAACUGCCUUCGGUGAAUUGUUACUUGCGUUGUCUUGCCGUUUGGGCCUCAUUCAUCAAGCAAAUCAAACCCCAAAAUGCACAAAGGUAUUCAGAAGCGCUGCUUGGAUUGGUCAUAGCUGUACUCAAUAAAAUGCAAUUCACAUGCAACAUGAACCAAUUGAAGGAAAUUAGCAACGACGAUCAAAACGAUAAUAAUGAGACUGAGUGGCAAGUUUUUCUUAAGACUUCUAUAGAAAUUAUUGCGAUGAUCGCCGAGUUCGCUCCAAUUGAAACCUUCACACGAGUCUUAGCACCAUGGAAAACAGCGAACGACGUGUUCUGUAUGUUGGAGAACGCCGUGGAUAUAAGAAACUGUAGUUUGAAACUGGAGUUUUCGGAAACUGUAAGACUGCAAUGUAUUCUUAAAGAUUUGACGUCGCUUACGCAAACGUUGGCUAGACUAUCGUCGAUAUUUUUAGAUCCUGAUAGCGAAUAUUAUCAACAAGCAUCACCGAUUAUCGAUAAUUUACUUAUGAAAUUGAUACAAAGUGCUUCGUUAGCUACGAACGCUAGGUUUUACCACUUGAAGAUGAACGAUAUGAAAUUAGUCAAUGAUUUCACUGAAGUGCAUGGACAAAUAUUGGCUGCACUGAAAACAUGGUGGUUAUGGCUGAACACUAACGGUGAGAUGAAGGUGAAAGAACUGAACUCGCUGAUGGAUAUAACCGUGCCCAUUUUGCGCUCCGCCAACCACGAACCACCAAAGGUGACGCACGGAGCCGCCCACCUUUUGCUGAGCAUCACCGACACGAUGUUUCCGCCCACGCUGAUCGUGCUGCCAUCUGUGGUUGAACUAUUGCAAAUGUGUCCGACUAUUAAGUAUCCCGAUAAACAGUGCAAAGAGGUUGUCAUGUGUGCUUUUACAAACUUGCUGGUGAAGCCGUGGGGUGAAUUGUCGCAGCAAGAUUUGCAGAAGAGGAACCAGAUGAUCGUGCAGUUCUUCGAAAGCAUCACGAAGGAUUUCAAAGAAAUCAAUGCUACGACUGAUGCGAGACGAGUUAAAGAUGUAGUAGAAACUGUCUUACCGUGUUUGUCGAGCGUCGUAAACUACUCAAAACAUUUUCCUUUAAACUCAAAGAAAACGCUGUAUUCCGCGAUUAAAUCCACUAUAGAGCAAGCUUUAAUCGUUUUACCAAUUUACUGCAAAUACCCGAACGUAAACGAGCAUCUCUUAAUAUUCUUCUUAAACGUUUUGGGUGUUUUACAACAACAUAUGGGAGUGGUUUUGGUGAAACACGCCAUGGAAGUAUUCUUGGAUGUUGCAGUUAGUGAUCAACAGCGGAAGGAUUAUUCCGGCUUGGAUAAGAUGCUGCAAAUUUUCCAGCUGGUUGUGGAGGCGCCGGGCAACAACUACAAAAAUUUCCUUCCCGGCAUCCUCAGUCUCUGUUUAGACAACGUUUUCCCCACAUUGAUCGUGGAGGCGAACGAGCAACCGGAUUGCAUAAUAGCCUUGAUAAAUCUCCUUCACAGUAUUCUUUUACACAGAUGGAAUUACUUCUACGUUUCGCAAAUUCGCUUAGGGAAUUCGCCGGGUUGCAGUGACGCUGACCCGAGUCCGGAUAGCAUUCAGCAACCUGAGCUUCUGCUGAAACUGCUGCAAGUCUUCGGGCAAUCCCUUCUUCAACCGGACAUCAACACCUUCCGAACGAGUUUAGCUGCUUUGGAGAAUCUCAACGGCAAAUGGAAGCUGUAUCAUAAAGGUUUAUUCAGAGAUCAUCUCCUGAGCCAAUUCCUCACGGUGUUACUGCAGACAUUACUGGACAAAUCGCAUAACCUUCUGACCGAUGACAUACUGUACGCCCUUUACAAUAUGUCGGCUGUGAACUUUCAAGGAUUCUUCACCACAUUCCUUCAGCAAUUUCUGCAGAACUUGGAAGGAUUGUCGGCGCAGCAGAAGGAUAACUUACGAAACAAUUUCGCCCAGGAGACGGAUACGCCUACAUUCGUGCAUCAUCUGCAGAGGUUCAUCAACGACACUCGGUGUUUCAGGUUGUGCAACUCGAGUUUGCCCGCCGGAUCAGUGGUACUUUAGUGACAGAGUUUAUUCGAAAGAUAAUCAAAGCUAAUUUUAUACGUGUAUAAACAAGAAAUUUUUAAAAGAAAAGAAAGUAUUCGUUUUUCGUACACAUUUAAUUCAUUCAUGCUCAAAAUUCUUGACAUUUUCAUUUCGUACAAUUAGUGUUCAUGAUUUAGUUACGUUUUUUUUUAAUUAUUUUAAA
Nicrophorus vespilloides is the source of this 3519-nucleotide messenger RNA. RefSeq names its product exportin-6-B (gene ebo). Gene Ontology annotation, molecular function: nuclear export signal receptor activity; small GTPase binding. NCBI's taxonomy places the organism in Eukaryota, Metazoa, Arthropoda, Insecta, Coleoptera, Silphidae. The record is from RefSeq and is a predicted model, not a curated record. Gene Ontology annotation, biological process: protein export from nucleus. The transcript is spliced from 14 exons. The coding region runs from base 138 to 3332 and encodes 1064 amino acids.